AUGGUCUACAAGAAGAAGGUUCGCACUGACUACACGAAGCAGGACUUCAUCAAGAUUCUCAAGGCCGAGGGCGAGGAGGGCAUCGUCAGGGUGGCCCUGACCCUGCUGGGCGAGGCGCGGAAGAAGAAGCGCGGCGACGUGCUGCCCUGCUUCCUGAGGCUGUGCCAGACGGUGCACGCCGAGAAGGAGAUGCUCCUCCCGCCGGACGCGAUCCACAUGUUCGGCCACCUCGUCGGCCUCCAGUUCGAGAUCGCCAACAACAACGCGCUGCACCGUAUGGAGCGCCACGAUCUGCUGCGCAUGCGCGACGUGAACGAGUUCCUGGGCGGCCACCUGCUCCAGCUGUCCCGCCCGCUGCCCAAGUCGUUGACCGCCCUGAAGCAGGACCAGGAAGUCAGGGAGUGCCUGAUCAAGUACUUCUGCGUGAUCCUGCACUCGUUGCCGGCGUGCGGCGACCCGGAAGAGGACGGCGAGCGGCCGACGAUCGAUGCGGCCCGCCGCGAGAUCUUCACGCUGGCCUCCUGCCUGGCCGAGUCGCCGUUGAUGUGGCUGAAGGCUAAGCGGCCGAAGCUGCUCGCCGAGCUGUCGAUGCUCGUCGGCGGAAUUGUGGACGCGAUCCCGAACUCGCCGCAGCCGCUGCGCGAGAAGCUGAUCGAGGUGGUGAGCCUGUACGCGAUGGAGGACCAGCACGGUGAGCUGCUGGCCCUGGUGCAGAACACGCAGGCCGACAAGCUGCUUGAGAAGAUCCCUGCUGAAGGGUUGACGUCGAAUGAGAAGGUGUACCUGCAGGUGGUCCUGGCCGCCCUCGACGAGGCGCGCAACAACGAGUCUGAAGCC
Molecule: messenger RNA, 837 nt
Organism: Mesorhabditis spiculigera
Lineage: Eukaryota; Metazoa; Nematoda; Chromadorea; Rhabditida; Rhabditidae
Source: the annotation of a GenBank genome assembly